Molecule: messenger RNA, 468 nt
Organism: Malassezia restricta
Lineage: Eukaryota; Fungi; Basidiomycota; Malasseziomycetes; Malasseziales; Malasseziaceae
Exons: 1
Coding region: 1-468 (155 amino acids)
Source: RefSeq, a predicted model, not a curated record
AUGCCACGCGUCCCGCUGUGCCUGCCGAUCGUGCUGUGCCUGGCUCAGGGCAUGCUGUGUGUCGUCGCAGCGCAUACGGACCAUGCGCCUACGUUCCGGAUCCGUUCUAUUCCUCCGUGGCAUGUGUCUCCGUCUGAGGCACGCGUGCUGCCGCCCCCCGUGAGCGAUGUGUCGGACGCCCGCCCGCGUGGGUACCUGGCGGCCGCCGUGUGGCACUGCGUGGCCACGAGUGGGGCGAUCGUGCGGUUCGUAUGGGCCCCGAUCGUGUGUCUUUGGGAGGCGUUUGUCACGGUCGUGUUUCUGUGGCCGUACCGCGCGCUGGCCACGCACGCCCGGACCGUGUACGAGCUAUACGUGGUGCUGGGCGUCGGCGUGUGCCUGGGCAUCGCCGUGGGCCUGGUCGGCACCGGAUGGCUGUACAUGGAGCAUGUCUUGUAUAGAGCGCGCGUACGACGCGCGUCUGGAUAG